AUUAAAGGCGUGUGCCACCACCGCCCCAACUCUGUCUAGAAUCUUUUAAAGCAAAUAUACAGUUAUCAAAAUUUAAAAAUCUAAACCAGGAGAAGUGGUGUAUGCUUGUAAUCCCAGCACUUGGGAGGUAGAGGCAAGAGGAUCAGGAGUUUGAGAAUAGACUGAGAUAUAUGAGACUGUGUCUAAAAACAAAUAAUAGAAAAUUAAAAUCUGCCUUCCUGAGCAGGUGUACCUUGAUAAUUUCUGUAUCCUUUUAGAAAUACUAUGUGCAGAUACAAUAUUCGAUUGAAAUUUAUAAUACUGUUACUUCUUGUUCAGCAAAUUGUUGUUUUUUUAAAUAUUUGAGAGUAUGGGAUAUAUCCACUAAGUACACACUAGUAUCCACUAGUGUACCCGAUCCUGUAGCCUGCCACAUAGGUUUAACAAAUUGUUGCCAUUUUGUUCUGACAUCUUGUUCUGGGUUGGUGGGCGUUGGAGGAGUCCAGUUACUACAGACCAUCCUAGUAGACAUACAUAGUGCUUUAGGUAAUUCUGGUGAUCUGUUUGCUGGCCUGGGAGACAUCCUAAGGAGACCGAGGCUCUGCUUCAGCUGUUUACAUCUCUGUUGGGUUUAUAUCUCUGUUCCCUCUCUUGCUUCAGCUGUUAAUUGGGUGUGUGACACUUUUGUUGUCUUUUGAAGACAGGGUGUUAGUGGCCUUUGCUGUCCUGGAACUCCGUGUAGACCAGGCUGGCCUCGAACUCACAGAGAUCCUCCAGUCCUGUGUGUGUGGAUCUCCUCUCCAGUACUGCUUGUUAUACUCCCUAGACUCACAGGGGCUGGAAGGCGUAGAAAACUAAAGUGUCGAAAGUGCAGAAACUUCCCUGGGCUUGGUACAGCCAGUUCUUCCGACAUCAGCUGAACUAGGGCCUCCCCUUCCCACCCCACCCCACCCUCUGCAUCGCUGGGGGCGGGGUGGCGAAAUGUUUCUGUGACGUCAACGUGCGCAGGACCAAUCCCCCUGCCCAGGAGACGUUAAGUCGUUUGCAUGGGUCGUCGGUCAUUGGCCUCUCGGGCCACCUGGGCUGUCGCCGCUUUUUAAAGGCGCCGCGUAACGGAACAGAAAACAGGAGAGACGAGAGGCGCGGUGGGCUAUGAGGUCAUCGCCGGCCUGCAGGGCUUGGGAGUGACGUCACCUCCGGGAAGCGUGCCGGCCGGGGCUGAGGGCGGUCCUCUCACCUCGGCUGCGUGAGAGGCUGCGGUCCCCGCGGCCCUAAGAAGUUCUUAAAGGGCCAGCCCGCCGGAUCGCACAGCUGCGUCCUGCGCCGCCCUUCUCUCGUGUCCGUGCCGGAGAGGCGGAAGACAGAGCAGGCUCGGGAAGGAGCCGGCGCUCCACCAUCCGCACCCCGCAUCGCGAACAAAGGAGCCCGCGCGUUGUCGGACGGCUGCCGGGUUGUGAGCCCCGGCCCAGCCCCUCCACCUCCCUGCUCCCCUGAUGAGACCAUGGACUCUGGCAGUGACUAAGUGGCCACCCUCUGCCCCUGUGCGUCACUGGCAAUUCUCUACAAGACCGAGCAGCAGUCCAGGCCCACUCUGGGGAAGCCUUGGCCACGAGGGGCCCCUGGCCAGCCCACCUGCCCAGGAUGAGCACUUAGCCUCCCAGCAGCUGCUGCCCCAGCCAUCACACCUCUCUGUAGAGGAGCCCCGAGCCUCAGCUCCUGCCGGCAGGAGCUCACGAAUGCUGCACCCAGCCACCCAGCAGAGCCCGUUCAUGGUUGAUCUUCACGAACAGGUGCACCAGGGACCUGUCCCUCUGUCCUACACAGUCACCACAGUGACCACCCAAGGCUUCCCCUUGCCUACAAGCCAACACAUCCCUGGCUGCAGUGCCCAGCAGCUCCCAGCAUGCUCCGUGAUGUUCAGUGGGCAGCACUAUCCCCUCUGCUGCCUCCCACCUCCGCAGCUGAUCCAGGCGUGUACCAUGCAACAGCUCCCUGUGCCCUAUCACACCUACCCCCACCUCAUCUCCAGUGACCACUACAUUCUUCACCCCCCGCCACCGGCCCCACCGCCCCAACCUACCCACAUGGCACCUCUUGGUCAGUUUGUAUCCCUGCAGACCCAGCACCCACGUAUGCCCCUGCAGCGACUGGAUAAUGAUAUGGACCUUCGAGGGGACCAGCACCCCAUAGGUAGCUUCACUUACUCCACCUCUGCCACUGGCCCGGCCUUGUCACCCUCGGUGCCCCUUCACUACCUGCCCCAUGACCCACUGCACCAAGAGCUGUCCUUCGGUGUGCCGUAUUCCCACAUGAUGCCACGAAGACUGAGCACACAAAGAUACCGUCUACAGCAGCCGCCGCCGCCGCCACCGCCGCCGCCGCCGCCAUCUUACUACCCAAGCUUCCUACCCUACUUCCUUUCAAUGCUGCCAAUGUCACCGACCACCAUGGGCCCCACCAUCAGCCUGGAUCUGGAUGUGGAUGAUGUGGAGAUGGAGAACUAUGAGGCCCUCCUGAACCUGGCUGAGCGGCUGGGAGAUGCCAAGCCCCGAGGCCUCACCAAAGCAGACAUAGAGCAACUGCCGUCCUACCGCUUUAACCCUGACAGCCAUCAGUCUGAGCAGACCCUGUGUGUGGUCUGCUUCAGUGACUUUGAGGUGCGGCAGCUGCUCCGAGUCCUUCCCUGCAACCAUGAGUUCCAUGCCAAGUGUGUUGACAAGUGGUUGAAGGCUAACCGGACCUGUCCCAUUUGCCGGGCCGAUGCCUCCGAGGUGCCCAGGGAGGCUGAGUGAGGCUCCUUCAGCCACCCACAAGAACCCUGCCCAAAGCUCCGGAAAUGGGUGGGGGGGGCAGGGAGUGGCCCAGGGAGAACUGUAAGGGAGGGCCCAGGCCUGUCUCAACAUUGUCACCUGCUACUCCAGAGCUGGUGCCAGGUCAGCCCUGGAGAAGCCCCUGCAAUAAGCCCCUGCGUUUGCCAAGCUCCAAAGACUCCUUCCCCAAACUGCCCGCCCGCCCGCCCGCCGUCCGUCCGUCCGUCCACCUGCCCUCCCUCCUGUCAUGGAGCUGCCUGAGUGUCCCCAACUCAGUCUGCCUCUUAUUUGCCCUUGGGUCCUUCUUCCUGCUGGCUCUGGGAGGCAGGAGUCCAUUCCCCAAGUGUGACUCCCCACCCCCCAAGUGGGCAAAGGAGUAGCCACCCUGGGUCAACUGGUCUCUUGUACCGAAGUGAAGUAUUCCCUGCCCAGGUGGUCCUACCACAUCUGUGGGCAGAUAGUAGCCAGAGACCAUUUCCUAAGUCCCAGAUCUGAGUCCUGUUUGAUUCCAGACAGACUUAGGCAGUCGGCUCUUCCUCCACUGCUGUGCAGUGUGGGUCUGACUCCUCAGGACUCUCACCCCAGGCACAAUGUUCCAGCCCACCCCCAGGCUGGAAGGUGUAUCCCAGCCAGGCUCUUGGAGCAAAUGGGAUGGGGGCUCCAAGCUGGACACAUUAUGUUCUGCAGGAGCCAAGCCACGAUAUCUGGGCAUGUCCUUGUGUUUCUGGUGGCCGCCCCUCCACCAGUGACAAUGUCAGACCAAUGCUUGAUCUUCUCCCCCUCUGUCGUUUUGCAUGAAUGUGAGGAACAGCAGUUUUUGUUUAUUCAUUUGGCCCAAAAAUUGCGUGGAGGGGGUGUGGAUAUUUAGAGGUGUUUGGUAGGUGUUUUGUUUUGUUUUUGUUUUUUGGGUUUUUUUUAUUUUUGUUUUU
Onychomys torridus (southern grasshopper mouse) is the source of this 3718-nucleotide messenger RNA. RefSeq names its product ring finger protein 44 (gene Rnf44). Bases 1473 to 2771 code for a protein of 432 amino acids. The record is from RefSeq and is a predicted model, not a curated record. NCBI's taxonomy places the organism in Eukaryota, Metazoa, Chordata, Mammalia, Rodentia, Cricetidae. The transcript is spliced from 12 exons.